This is a messenger RNA of Pogonomyrmex barbatus (red harvester ant), 1441 nucleotides long. RefSeq names its product cyclin Q (gene koko). The record is from RefSeq and is a predicted model, not a curated record. Gene Ontology annotation, molecular function: cyclin-dependent protein serine/threonine kinase regulator activity. Gene Ontology annotation, biological process: regulation of transcription by RNA polymerase II. NCBI's taxonomy places the organism in Eukaryota, Metazoa, Arthropoda, Insecta, Hymenoptera, Formicidae.
GAGUACCUACGCAGAAUUCGAGGAUUUAAUUAUUCGUGGAAUUUGCGAUUGUAAUGAAGUGAAUUCCACCUUUCUUAGAUAUCUCGCUGCAACGCAAUUCGUAUUUUUAUAUGCAGGUUAAACCUGAAACUGUACUACUCACAAUCAAGAAUUAUCAGAUAAGGCCACAGUAUUACCGCUGGACAAAGUAUAAGCUGGUUUUAUCAAGCAAGUUUAACACGCCGUAGUUUUGCAGGUGUUACGAUUAAGAUUCGAUGGAAGAAACGGUUUCAAUGAAUUUAACGCUUCGUAAAAGUUUUUUCCUGAUGUAAAAAAAAAAAUGCAAAUAAGAUCGAUCGGGACAAUAUGGAAGACUGAACUGGCAAAAGAAGGAAAAUUUAUAAUAACGAUGGAAUAAUGAUGACACGCAGAAACGAUACAAUGGCCCGACAGUUAUAUGAAAAGCGGCGCACGCCGCCUAUUUAUACAAGUGUAUUUCUGUACACCGACACCUUCCAACUUGAAAGAAGUGCAAGGGUCGGCGAGGAUGCAACAAACAUAAUCGCAGAAAGCAUGAAGACACGCGCGAAACAAAAUCAACUGAGAGAUCUUAAAAUUUCUUUGUUUCUAAGAUGAAAGAUGUGAUUGACGUUCUCGCAAUGCAGCGUGAAAAGAGAAAUACAUUACAGAAAAGUAUCACGAUCGAUUAUACGAAAUCCAGCGAUAGUUUUACCGUUUCACGCUUCAUCUUCGAAUGUGGUUUAAAAUUAGAAGCUCAUCCAUUGACAAUAGCCACUGCUGCAACAUUAUAUCACAGAUUUAUUAAAGAAGCGACGCCACAAGGAUAUGACAAUUAUUUAAUAGCCGCGACUUGUCUGUACUUGGCUGGCAAGGUAAAGGACGAUACGCUGAAGAUAAGAGAUGUAAUGAAUGUAUCCUACAAUACACUUCACAGGGGAUCUCAGCCGCUCGAUCUCGGAGAUCAGUAUUGGAGUAUGAGAGAUGCAAUUGUACAAGCCGAACUUUUGAUUAUGAGGAUGCUCAAAUUUCAAGUCACGCCGGUGCAUCCGCAUAAAUAUAUGCUUCAUUAUCUACGAUCCUUGCAAGCUUGGUUUGGUGAAGAGGAAUGGUCCAAGUAUCCGGUUGCUAAAACUAGCAUGGCGUUGUUGCAAGAUUUUCAUCAUUCCCCAGCCAUUCUUGACUACCCACCGAAUUUAAUAGCGAUAGCUUGUAUCAAUCUGUCACUGCAAAUUUAUGGUGUAGUUGUACCUUUGAUGGACGAGUGUGAUCAACAGCCGUGGUUCAACGUAUUCUGCAAGGAUUUGGCGAGGGACAAACUAUGGGAAAUUAUGGAAAAAGUUAUGGCGGCGUACGAUGACGAGCCUGAAACGAGAGACAACUAAUAAGCGCGUGUCUGUAUCUAUUGCAAUAAUAAAACGUAUUUUAUCAAUUGCAAGCUGUA